CACAGCUGCACUGACAGAGAAGUUAGAAGAGGUGCAUGGAAUUAAUGAAUUAACAAACUCACUCAAGUUAAUCAAUCACAUGCAUAUCGUCGCGAGGAGUCCAUAAGAUUUUAAUGAAAAAAAGACUGAUGUGACGUGUAAGUGAUGGUCUUUGGUGGCACCUGCAACGCACUUUAUAUGGGGAUCAGUGGAUCCUCCAUUGCACGUCUUCAACUGCUGCAAAAUGCGGCUGCGCGCCUUUUAACUGGCACACGGAGGUUUCACUCCACCCGUGCGUUUUAGAAUUUAUUUUAAAAUUCUUUUAUUUGCUUUUAAAUCUCUAAAUGGUCGUGCACCCCCUACACACCCAGCCGGUCUCUCGGGUCAGCUGACCAGCUGCUCCUGAGGGUUCCCAAAACGAGGCUGAAGCUCAGAGGGGACCGAGCAUUUUCUGCUGCCGCUGCACAUGAGACCUCCUCACUGUCUAAUUCCAACUCUUUCCUUUGGCUUUUAACAAGCGGCGAGAUGUUUCGGAAUACUGCUCGCAGGAGCACAGCCAGUGAAUCAGUGAGUCUCCACCAGGACCAGGCCCUCAACACAACCAUAUUCCUCCUCAAGUCCUUCGGCCCAACCGGCUUUCUACUCCGAGAGGACGGGGAGGUCGGGGACGUCAGGGUGUCCUUGGGGGACCCACAUGCGUGCACCUGCCCUGCGUUCACCAAGGAGCAGGAGCCAUGCAAACACAUCUGCUGGGUUUUACUGCGGAAAUUCCGACUACCCAGAGAACAUGAAUGUAAGCUGCUUAUAUCAAAUGCUAAUUUGUUGCAUACCUGUCAGUUAAAUUCUCAAACAAAUCAUUUUAAACUAACAAUUCCUUCUCAACCUGUUUUAUAUGGACACCACAAGACUGAAAUAAACAUGUCUCUCAGCAUAUUAUUGUUUGUAGGAAAUUUGAAUGAAUUGACUGUGAAAAAAAUAAAGAAAAGGUCUCUAGAUUCCUUUCAGCGUGGACUCGUGGACAGACAGAUCCUGGAGUUGCUCCACGGUUUGCAUCAAACCAAAGGCCAGCAGGCAGAAGACGGUACUCUGAGCCAAGCGGCCAGCGGCCCGCAGGCUGGACGCGUCUGCCGGAGACCCAUCCAAGCCCAGGACGUGUGUCCCAUCUGCCACGAGGCGCUGCUGCUGGAGAAAGGGCAGCCUGUGUCCCACUGCAGGUUCGGCUGUGGCAACAACAUCCACAUCUCCUGCAUGCAGGUGUGGGCGGAAUACCAGGGGCUGUCCGGCGGGGCGGACGCGGUGAAGUGUCCCCUGUGCAGGGAGGACUUCUGCUCCCUGCAGCUGCUCCGGGAGCAGGCGAGAAACGCAGCGAAGCUCUUCACCGGCUCUGAGAGGGAGAAGCCGAACAGACACCUGGGGGUCCGGUGCCAAGGCUGCCGGCUCGGCCCGGUCACCGGCAAAUGUUUCAAAUGCACGGUCUGCAGUUACUUUUACCUCUGCGAGGACUGCGUAAAGAAGGGAAGCCACCCGCAGCAUCCACUUGCGUCACGAACAAAAAGGAUGGGAACGUGGCACCUUGUGCCCGAAGACCCGAAGGAUGAAGCGCCGGGUGCAACGUCCCAGUCAGCUGAUGACAGCAUCGUACCUGCGGCUGCACAGCCUCUCCCACAAUACGUGUUGGACCGCCUCCCCACUGUGAGGGUGAAGCCGGGCUCUCUCCUCUCAGACGUGGGUCAGCAGUGUCGGAUCUGUCUGCUGGAGUUCAGCCUGGGCCAACGCGUCCGAACCCUCCCCUGCCAUCACAAGUUCCAUGCCGACUGCGUGGACGAGAUCCUGCGCAAGUGGAACUCCUGCCCCGUGGACGGAUACGUCCUCCACAACCGCUGUGCUCGGAGGAGGACCGGGGAGACAAAGCCCUCCCCGUCGGGCGCCGAUGCAAACCCACCAGGCGAUGACUUAAAGGGCCUGUUUGUUCCGGGAGUGGCACUGGGGGGCAGGAAGCCCGGAGUCGCCCCCGGCGGCCCCCCGCGGUCCACAGCUGAUGCGGACCCUCGGACGGAAGAGAGGCAAAGAAAGGAACCUGCGGGGAAUCCCAAAGGCAGCUCUUCUCCCAACAAGCAUGGCGCAGUGACGGAAAUCAGGGGGCACCCGCGGCCGGACCUUUUUGUGGGGGGGCGUCGCCCCGAACCACGUCACCCAGCUGUAGCCGGGCCGUCCGGAACGCAACCCCAAAAGGACGGACAGCAUUCAAGAUACAAGCAAGCGACUCAUACAGACAGACUCGGACAGCAACGAAACCACUAGAUAUGUGUGUAAGCAUUUAAGCAGUGAGAUGUUUAUCUGAUACGAAUAAUAAAAGCGCCUGAACAGUUA
This is a messenger RNA of Gasterosteus aculeatus aculeatus (three-spined stickleback), 2349 nucleotides long. NCBI's taxonomy places the organism in Eukaryota, Metazoa, Chordata, Actinopteri, Perciformes, Gasterosteidae. The record is from RefSeq and is a predicted model, not a curated record.